UUGUUUGUUGGCCACCAAGAUAAGAUGAACUGGAUGCUGCUCUUGACGCUGCUCAACCUCGUCAUGACGGGGCUCUACUUCUACAAGAGCGUCGUGCUCCUCGAGCUCACGCAGGAGCUCAACACGUUCGAUAAGCUCCACACCGAGUUUGGCCGGCAAGACAUGCUCGCGGCCUGGGAGAAGAUUGAAGACUUCCACGAUGGCCACGAGCACCCUGCCUGCGUGCUGCAAGAGUAUGCAGUGGGCAACAUGGCGCAUGUCAAGGCCGUCGACACGGCCCGCGCCCGGCUCGUCCACUGGUACCAAAAGGUCGCGUACUUUCACCGCCACGGCCUUCUGGAAGACCGCCUUUUCGCCGAGUUCCCCGGCGCCUUCCGCACGCAGCAGUUUAUCGACCGCGUCGAACCGCUCACGCUCCUCGUCUGCGCCCAGCGUGGUGCGCCGGAUUGCCACCUACUCUUUGACUCGCUCCGAGCCAUGUAUGCGCUGCCGGCGCGCACACAGGAGCGCUCGGGCAAGAUGGCUUGCGUCCCCGAGCCGACGCUGGCGACAACCGCAGCUCAAGAGAAGGAAGAGCUGUAGAGAGGCUCUCGUGUGCAGCAUUCACACGGCCAAGCACGGACUGAUGAGCCAAGACACGUCGAUAAAGAUGCAACAGAUAUAAACACACAAUUUAGUGCGCAGACGCUUGCUUG
Messenger RNA from Saprolegnia parasitica CBS 223.65, 695 nucleotides. RefSeq lists its product as hypothetical. The record is from RefSeq and is a predicted model, not a curated record. Bases 25 to 582 code for a protein of 185 amino acids. The transcript is spliced from 5 exons. NCBI's taxonomy places the organism in Eukaryota, Oomycota, Saprolegniomycetes, Saprolegniales, Saprolegniaceae.